AAGUCGUUAGUCAGAAACCCACGUGCACCUGGGAACUCGACCCCUCUUUCUCUGCACAAACCCACUCCUUCAUUUCCUCCAUUUUCAUUCUCACUCAAGCAAUCUCUCUCUUCUCUCUCUUUCUCUCAAAAGAAGUGAACUAAUGAACCUGAAAGCUGACUUCUCCUUCUUCUUCGUUUAGAUGCUCUGAACCUCUCUCUCUCUCUCUUUCAGAGAACUAAAAAAAAAGAGAAGAGUCGUGGUCGUGGUCGUAGUCAUCAAUGGUGGAAGCAAAGGAUCAACAACAAGAGAUGGGAGAUGGGAUGCAAUGCGUGAACCAUCCCUUCACGAAGAACCCAGGUGGGAUCUGCGCUUUCUGUCUCCAAGAAAAGCUCGGAAAGCUCGUCACUUCCUCUUUCCCUCUCCCUAAACACCUCUCCUCCUCCUCCACUUCCUCCUCCUCUCCUUCCUUCAGAUCUGACUCCGUAGGCUCCACCACCACCACUGUCGCCGGAGCUAAUCUCUCUGCCUCUCUCACCCUCUCCGCCUCAGGAGCCAGAAACGUCACAGCAAACAACAACAACAACAAGCUUCCGUUUUUACUUGCAAAGAAGAAGGCUUUAACUCCCUCCUCCUCCUCGACGAACAUCGUUUACAAGAGAAGCCAGUCAACGACAACGACCGCGUACAGAGUCUCUGACUCCAGCUCGAGGAAGCGGAGUGGGUUCUGGUCCUUUUUACAUCUCCACUCUUACAAACACAACAGCAGCAGCAAGAAAGUCGGAAACUUUCACGACUCCUCCUCCAGACCGCAACAACCCACAAAACAUACUGAAAACGCUUUGUCCAAAACAGAGACAACGACGACUGUUGUCGGAGCUUCCUCGUCGAUGUCAAAGAGAGUGAACGGAGGUGGGAGUAGUAGUAGUAAUAACAGAAACGGCAUCGAUGUGAUUGUUGAGGAAGAUGGAAGCCCCAACGUUGUGGUUCCACCGAGCGAGAGGAAAGUGUCGAGAUCCAGAUCCGUUGGGUGUGGGAGCAGAAGCUUCUCCGGAGACUUCUUCGAGAGGAUCACUAACGGGUUUGGAGACUGUGCUUUGAGAAGGGUUGAGUCACAGAGAGAAGGUGGUAGCAACAAAGGCAAAGUUAGUAGUAGUAGUAGUAGCAAUGGUGGGGGUGUGAGGGAAAUGGUGAGAUGCGGUGGGAUCUUUGGUGGGUUUAUGAUAAUGACGUCAUCCUCUUCUUCCUCUUCGUCUUCCUCAUGGGUAUCAUCAUCAUCAGCUGAACAGCAACAACAGCAACAUCAUCAGAACAACGUGGGUCAUGGUGGAAGGAGCAGAGGUUGGGGAUGGGCGUUUGCUAGUCCAAUGAGAGCUUUUGGUUCUUCUUCUUCCUCUGGGAAAAGAGGUCGUACGAUUACAGAUUCUACAAGCAAGAAGAACUCAGCUCCAAACUUGGAUGCUAUUCCUUCAUUGUUGGUAGUCAAAAGCUAAAAUUAAAAGCCCACGUUGCAAUAAAAGUGUUUUUGUUUUCAGUCUCAAAACAAGAAAGUUUACGUUAAGGCUAGUUUCAUGUUUUUCAUCAUUUUAGAUGUUUUCUUGAACAUUGGGUUUGAUGAUCUAAUAGUAUUAUUGUAAUGUUACACUACCUCUUCUAUGUUAAUUAUCAUCUUUUUUUUUUUCAAAUAAGAGGAGAGUGGAGCUUAGGAUA
Raphanus sativus (radish) is the source of this 1689-nucleotide messenger RNA. RefSeq names its product protein MTL1. NCBI's taxonomy places the organism in Eukaryota, Viridiplantae, Streptophyta, Magnoliopsida, Brassicales, Brassicaceae. The transcript has a single exon. Bases 261 to 1472 code for a protein of 403 amino acids. The record is from RefSeq and is a predicted model, not a curated record.